This is a messenger RNA of Spizellomyces punctatus DAOM BR117, 1626 nucleotides long. RefSeq lists its product as uncharacterized. Bases 300 to 1364 code for a protein of 354 amino acids. Gene Ontology annotation, biological process: magnesium ion transport. Gene Ontology annotation, molecular function: magnesium ion transmembrane transporter activity. The transcript is spliced from 8 exons. NCBI's taxonomy places the organism in Eukaryota, Fungi, Chytridiomycota, Chytridiomycetes, Spizellomycetales, Spizellomycetaceae. Gene Ontology annotation, cellular component: membrane. The record is from RefSeq and is a predicted model, not a curated record.
AUCAACACAUGAAGGUCCGCCUUUUUGUUUCUAUUUUUGACUUGGUUUAUUAACGUACAUUCCCCCAAUUUUCUUUGUCGACCAACGGAGGGGCAAGGCUGGCAUUCCUCAACGAAAGGAAAAACGACACUCGAGUAUACCAUACGAACCCUUGCAUGAGGACGGACACAUUUUUGUUGAAUUGCACGCAUAGUCUGUGCUCCUCCUAACUGAAAAACCCGCCGUCCCCCCCUUCCCACCCCCACCCUUUUCGCCAUCCACACGUCCCAACAUUGUGUUCACUUUGAAAACGGUUGGACAUGCCGUUGGACGAUAAAUAUGUCGGCCUGAUACUGGCCCUGUCCUCUAGCGUCUUGAUUGGAACAAGUUUCAUUAUAACGAAAUUGGGAUUAUUGGACGCUGCGCGGACACAUGGCGGAAAUGCUGGAGACAGUUACAGCUACCUGCAGAAUUACAAAUGGUGGGCGGGGAUGGUGACAAUGGUAUUGGGUGAGAUUGCCAAUUUUGCCGCAUACACAUAUGCACCCGCCAUUUUGGUAACGCCUUUGGGUGCGGGAAGUGUGGUUGUCAGUGCGAUUUUGGCAUCGUUCUUCCUACAGGAAGAAUUAGGGAUGGAGGGGAAGGUCGGUGCUGCCUUGUGCAUCAUUGGUUCCGUCGUCAUCAUCCUUCAUGCGCCUGAAGAGAAGCACGUUGAGACUGUGGAUGAGAUUUUGAAUUACGCCUUGCAACCUGGCUUCCUUAUCUACUGUCUACUCGUCUCAGGCGUGUCAAUAUACCUCAUCUACAAAGUGGCACCAAAGUGGGGUAAAAAGAGCAUGAUCGUUUACAUCUCCAUAUGCUCCCUAGUCGGAUCAAUCUCCGUCAUGGCCUGUAAAGGAUUUGGUAUCGCUAUGCGAUUGACCUUGUCUGGGCAGAAUCAGCUGAUUUAUCCGUCCACAUAUGUUUUUGGAUUGACGGUCGUGGGAUGUGCAAUGGUUCAGAUGAAUUACUUCAAUAAGGCAUUGGAUCUGUUCUCAACAAAUAGAGUAACACCAAUUUAUUAUGUGUUCUUUAGCACAGCAACCAUCAUAGCAUCUGUGCUACUUUUCAAGGGCUUUAAUGACACCAGCGGUCGGGACGUUGUAUCCAUGUUUGCGGGUUUCCUCACCAUCUUUGUCGGAGUCUUCCAGCUCAACUCACACAAAUCACCCGCCGCCCAUGGAUCGCCAGACAAGUUUACCAAUGCCAGCCGACGAAAUUCCUUGUCAGCUGGAGGAGUAGCGACAUCGUUGGUCAAUGAGGCACAUUUGCUCAAGACCUUUGAUGAAGAGUCUGCGCCUUUGAGGGAAAUUGAUUCUGUGGGGGAUGGGGAUGAUUCGGAUUGAAGAAUACAUGUAGGGGAUAGAGAAGCGUUUCGAACAUUAGGAUAUUGCGACUUUGCCCGUAGGGCGUGGCUGGGAGGUUUCAUGACAACAUGCACCGCUUCGCCCUAGACAGCAACUUUUGUUCGAGGGCCCAUCGUUUUUGGACACCUCAUUUCUUUCUUUUUUUCUUGUACAUUUGCUAAUUCGAGAGUAUGAUUGUUCACGCAUGGGCGUUUAAGCUGGUAGUUUGUAUCAUUGUGCAAUAACACCAUCGCAUCUUUCC